CCUGUGUUAGCAGUGUUCUCAUGUUUACAUCAACGCGAAGUGCUUAAGUAACUUCAACAUGUCAGCCUCCAUAGCACGGGCGACAGUAAGGGCGGUUAACAGACGGAAGCUCUUGCCCUCAAGAGCCGCUCUAACAAUGACACCUUCAGCUGUGAAUAAAGUCAAACAGCUUUUACAGGAUAAGACAGAAUAUAUUGGCCUCAAGGUUGGUGUUCGAACCAGAGGUUGUAAUGGCCUCACCUAUACUCUUGACUACACUAAGGAGAAAGACAAAUCAGAUGAGGAGGUGUUGCAAGAUGGUGUGAGGGUUUUCAUUGAGAAGAAGGCACAGCUGACGUUGCUGGGCACAGAGAUGGAUUUUGUUGAAACGAAACUUUCCAGCGAGUUUGUAUUCAACAAUCCGAACAUCAAAGGAACAUGUGGGUGUGGGGAAAGCUUCAACAUAUGAACCUUGCUGCAUGUGUCACUGCACCUAAAGCUUUACUCCUUCAGGACAUCCACUCCAAGAUUCAGAGAUCCAUCCUGAAGAAGUGUAAGACAUAGGAGACUGAGAAAGACACUGCUGUUUAGUGGAAUGUUUGGGCAUCACCUCCUGUGCUGCCUCCAGCCACGUCAACAUACACCGAUACUUCUGAAAAAGAAACAUGCUUGCGAUUCAUAUCUUUCAAUAGAGGUUCAAAAAAUGCAUAUAAUUCCCUCAUAAAAAUCUAAAAUGAUGAAUUUUGCUUUUAAAAAAUUUAAUUAAUUAAAACCAAACAUUUUAAAUGUCAUUAUACAGGAUAUAUUCUUUCUGUAGAAAAAUAUUAGAAAAUAAUUAAUAAAAAAAAAUAACAACAUGCAGGCUUUGAACGACAAGAGGGUGAGGAAAUAAUGACAGAACUUUAAUUUUAGGGUUAACUUCUAUUCCUUUAAAGAAUAUUUUGUGUUUGAUGGUGUCUCUUGAACAUGUGCCUGUACAGCCAUCUCACGCAGAUCUCAGGGAGAGAUUAGAACUCCAUAUUUGUUUGAAGGAGUUUAAUAAAUUGCUUUGUUCUCUUCUGAGAACUUUAUACUUCAUCCAGUUGAGCUGGCACCCAUUCAUAUUUGUUAACCCAGUUAAUGAGAUCUAAUGAGGCUUAUCUUGAAAAGUGAAAACCUGGUGAAUGUCGUAACAUGUCUCAUUCUUAAAACUAGGGCCUUGAUGUACAACACAGUAGCCUUGCAGUUGCUUCCACUUGGUUACUUUGCACACACAUUUGGUGGAUUGUGGACCAGGAAUAAUUGACAUAAAUCUUUGUACAGUAUGUUGCCGCAUGUACCACUUUCCAUGGUAGUGGAAAAGAAUACAGCACAGGAAGAGAUGCCAUUUAGAGAAUUUUCAAAUGCAACUUAUCAAAUGCAACUUGUUAUCUGGUGUUUUAAGUAUGAGUAUAAUGUGUACAUAACAAUGUAAAUCCUGUCGACUGUCGUUUAACGCACAA
Molecule: messenger RNA, 1460 nt
Organism: Xyrauchen texanus (razorback sucker)
Lineage: Eukaryota; Metazoa; Chordata; Actinopteri; Cypriniformes; Catostomidae
Product: iron-sulfur cluster assembly 1 homolog, mitochondrial-like
Exons: 4
Coding region: 59-448 (129 amino acids)
Biological process (GO): iron-sulfur cluster assembly
Cellular component (GO): mitochondrion; cytoplasm
Molecular function (GO): 2 iron, 2 sulfur cluster binding
Source: RefSeq, a predicted model, not a curated record